Lingula anatina is the source of this 790-nucleotide messenger RNA. RefSeq lists its product as uncharacterized. The record is from RefSeq and is a predicted model, not a curated record. NCBI's taxonomy places the organism in Eukaryota, Metazoa, Brachiopoda, Lingulata, Lingulida, Lingulidae.
AUCUGCUGGAACCUUCUAUGACAAAACUGGAGGAGGCAGUAAUUACUUGUGUUUGCCCGGACACCAGAGUGGGGGAAAUACCAAAUUGGAGGGCAAGCGUUAGGUCCUUUUAUACAUGGUAUGGAAUAUGAGACAAUUGACCCGAACAUAUUUUCAACAUCCAAUACAGGAGAUCAGAAUUUUCGUAACCAUGAUGCCCCCUGUGCAGUAUGCUACACCCAAACACGUCCUAGUCAUGUGAUGAUACCAGCCAAGAAGACAUGUCCAGCUGGGUGGACAACAGAGUACAAUGGAUACCUGGUAUCAAAUCGUGAUGACUAUGCAAGAACAGAGUUUGUCUGCCUUGAUGAAGCUCCAGAAGUGGUGGCUGGUGGCCAUGAGAACAAAGACGGUGCUUUGAUAUAUCCUGCUGAGGUUAAAUGUGGUUCCCUCCCCUGUCCACCAUAUGUGGAUGGAAGAGAACUGACCUGUGUUGUCUGUAGUAAAUAGUGAAGAAGAUUUAAUAUGGUUCAUAAUAUUGGGACUUUACGAUGACCUUAAACUAGACAGAACUGUGUUGUCUGUACUCAACAGUGACAAUAAAUAUAUACGCUGAAUGAAUGGCACAGCUGUGACUAAGACAAGAAUUGGCCUGUGCUAAUUUUCAAUAUAAUAACCUAAGUAAAAGCUCACUGAUAUGUUGAAUUUAAAUGUGAUAAUUCCUAGAAUAUAUAGCUACCAGUAAAAUUGCUGAUGAAAAGAUACAUUUUUAUUAGGCUAGUACUGCUUCAAUGGCAGCUUUGUGUCACAG